ACAAGUCUUUGAGUGCAUGGGGUCCGUCAAGUCGGCAGAAGUUAAACUUUUUUACCUGAAAGAAGCUAUGAUUCCGAACGCGGCGAAGAAAUUGGGAGCCCAAGAUGCCUUGCUGCAGUGUGCUUUUAAGCCCAAAGAAAUUUGGGACCUCAUGUGCAAGAUAAUGAAUAUGUGGCAGAAGGGUGAGAUCAAAGGCCAGAAACUGAAGCCGGCAACGAAAAACAUCCUGAAAUCGGAUCAGGAUCUGGAAUCGAGCGAGUCGGAGGACGGAAAGAAAAGCCAGCGUGGGAAGAGGCUUGAAAGGGCAGCUGCGAAGGAGCAAGAGAUGGCGCUUUUGCACCCUCAAGUGCAAAUGCGGGGUAGCAAAGUCCCCAUGGUCGCCGACGACAUGCCCGCGCAACAUUGGAUAGCCAUGGGUAGUAUGGCUCAAGAGCACGCCGUCCCUAUCCUCCUUGAGAUGGAGAAGAAGUUCCAGCUUGUCAAGCAAGUCGCGUACGUCUGCAAGGCCUUCGCAGUGGGGGUGGGUUGUGCUGACUUCAAGGAGGCCGAGAAAUACUAUCCUCUCCACACGAAGAAAGACAUGUUGGAGAAGUUCGUCAGUGGCGUCAGGAGGGGUCAGAAGAGUAUCCCCGCACUGGAUGGCUAUAUUAAAAGGGCUUUGGACUGGAAGAGUAAGGAGAGGAGACUGCAAGCAAAGGAGGAUCUUCACGCGUUCCGUUCGACACCUCUCACGGAGCCCUUCGUCGACACGACGGAGGUGAAACAUGAGAACGAUGCGGCGAAAGUGAAGAUUAUCAACAGCGACAUACGCCUGCUGUUUAAGCUGCAGAUGGAGAAGCUGCCAAUAUCUCUAGCGAUUUUCGACUUCCCUUAUGGCUUCGCACACGAGGGACAUGCGUCUGAUCAUGAGCUGUUUCCGGAGUCGGACGUUCUGGAGGUUCUUCAGAAUCUGAAGGACGUGUCUAGUGCCCCCUUGUGGACAGUUGCGGGAUUCUGCUCAGUGGACAUGCUUCCUUCCAUUCGCUCCGCGCUCCGCAUUCAGAGAAGUUUGCAAUGCAGGGUAGGAGCUUUUGACGUGGUGCAAGCCCAAUGUGAUGAAUCCCGGUGGGCCUCAACUUGUGAGUGUGACGGAAUUCUGUGUGCUGGGCUACUACAGCCAGACUGGGCAGCGCGAGAUGGCGCACUGCAACUUUGAUCCUACGGAUCCGCGUCACUACUUCCAGCUCUUUAAUGUUGUGACGCAGAAGUACCAGCACCCUAGCUGCAGUGUCCUCUGCCCGUACCAAAAG
Molecule: messenger RNA, 1289 nt
Organism: Chara braunii
Lineage: Eukaryota; Viridiplantae; Streptophyta; Charophyceae; Charales; Characeae
Source: the annotation of a GenBank genome assembly